Eruca vesicaria subsp. sativa (arugula) is the source of this 1546-nucleotide messenger RNA. The record is from the annotation of a GenBank genome assembly. Lineage: Eukaryota; Viridiplantae; Streptophyta; Magnoliopsida; Brassicales; Brassicaceae.
CAACUUCUCUCUCUCUCUCUCUCUUAACUGUUAAGAACAUUUAUAAAGACAAAUGGAGAGUAUGUUUCGUUUAAUGGAUAAAGAACAAAAAGUAACAACAACUAACCGGUGCAUUUGGGUCAACGGACCGGUUAUCGUCGGAGCAGGACCGUCCGGUUUAGCAACAGCCGCUUGUCUCCGAGAACAAAGCGUUCCUUUCGUAGUUCUCGAGAGAGCAGACUGUAUAGCUUCUUUAUGGCAAAACAGAACAUACGACCGUCUCAAGCUUCACCUCCCGAAGAAGUUCUGCCAAUUACCGAAAAUGCCCUUCCCGGAGAGCUUCCCGGAGUACCCGACGAAGCGUCAGUUCAUCGACUACCUCGAGUCCUACGCCUCACGGUUCGAGAUAAACCCCAAGUUCAACGAGUGCGUGCAGACCGCCCGGUUCGAUGAGACCAGCGGGUUGUGGCGAGUCAAGACCGUGUGCAACGCUGAGUCAACUCGGUCGGAGGUUGAGUAUAUUUGCCGGUGGCUUGUGGUGGCUACGGGAGAGAAUGCGGAGAGAGUGGUCCCGGAGAUUGAUGGGCUUAAUGAGUUUACCGGCGAGGUUAUCCACGCAUGUGAUUACAAGUCCGGCGAGAAGUUCGCCGGAAAGAAAGUACUAGUCGUCGGUUGUGGAAACUCCGGUAUGGAAGUGUCUCUUGACCUCGCUAAUCACUUCGCUAAGCCUUCCAUGGUCGUUAGAAGCUCGGUUCAUGUGAUGCCGAGAGAGGUAAUGGGGAAGUCAACGUUCGAGAUUGCCAUGAAGAUGUUAGCAUGGCUUCCUUUAUGGCUAGUUGACAAAAUAUUGUUGGUUUUGUGUUGGUUGGUGCUUGGGAACAUCGAGAAGUACGGUUUGAAACGACCCGAGAUGGGUCCGAUGGAGUUAAAGAGCGUGAAAGGGAAGACGCCGGUGCUUGACAUCGGAGCUUUGGAGAAGAUCCGGUCAGGAAAGAUCGAUGUGGUUCCAGGGAUCAAAAGGUUUGAUGGGAACAGAGUUGAACUCGUUAAUGGUGAACAACUCGAGGUUGAUUCGGUUGUACUCGCUACUGGUUACCGUAGCAACGUUCCUUAUUGGCUACAGGAGAGUGAGUUCUUUGCAAAGAAUGGUUUCCCGAAAGCAGCGAACAGCGGUUGGAAAGGAAGGACAGGAUUGUAUGCGGUCGGGUUUACUAAGAGAGGGCUCUCAGGUGUGUCUAUGGACGCGGUUAAGAUCGCACAAGACAUAGGCUCUGUUUGGAAACUCGAAACAAAACAACCCACGAAACUCACGAGGGCUGGUCAUAGAAGAUGUAUCUCCCAACAACUCUAAGUGUAGGCGAAAGAUUAGAGUUUUAGGACAGAGAUAGAUCACAUCUUAGAGAAGCAAAGAAGAAGAGCCCUCUCCUGAAGAAGACCCAUCACACGGUGUUGUGUGUGUUUGUUUUUUGUUACCGCCUCCACUUGUUGUUUUGGGAGUUUUGUGUAAACAGAGGAUGAUGUGGCCUUUUGUUUUCUAUUCUUUUAGGGUUCUUUGAUUAUAAUUUUU